Messenger RNA from Monoraphidium neglectum, 1437 nucleotides. RefSeq lists its product as hypothetical. The transcript is spliced from 2 exons. NCBI's taxonomy places the organism in Eukaryota, Viridiplantae, Chlorophyta, Chlorophyceae, Sphaeropleales, Selenastraceae. Bases 1 to 1437 code for a protein of 478 amino acids. The record is from RefSeq and is a predicted model, not a curated record.
AUGCGGCUCGCCCAGCUUGUGCUUGCGGGUGUGGUGGCCAGCUGCCUAGCAGCUUCUGCGCGAGCCACCGUCGGCGGCCUGCACGCUGGAGCAGACAGGCUCACCGAGCAGGCACUUGCUGCAUCCGCCGGGCUGCCCGCCGCCGCGCAGCAGGCCGCCGUCGCGCACGCCAACUCCACUGCUGCCGCAGCCCACGCGCACGCGCUCGCCGGCAUCGAAAACGCCGCGGCCGCCGCCAACAACGCGCACGCCCAGCUUUUCCGGGCCCUCGGGCCGAAGCUUGCCAGCUUCGACAACGCCACCGCGGCCGGCGCAAAGCACGUCGCCUCGGCCGUCGCCCCUGGCGUCGCUGCCCUCCGGCAGCACAGCCUCAAACUCGUCGGCGCCGCUGCGCCCCUCGUCGCUGCCGGCCAGGACACAACCGCCCAGGCCAAGGCCGCAGCGGCCGCGCUGGCAGCGCCCGGGCUCGCACUGCUGUCCAACCUCACAGGCAAGGCCGCCGGCGCCGCGCAGGCCUCCUUGAAGGGAGGCCUCGACGCGAAGGCCGCCGCCCUCGGCUUUGUUGCCGGCGCCGCCACGCAGCACGUCGGCGCGUCGCCGGCGGCGGUGGCAAAGCUCACUGCGCAGUCUAGCCGGCUGUCGUCGCAGGCGCAGGCGGCGGAGGUGCAGGCGUUCCUCCACGCAUACGACGGCGCCGCCGCGCUGCUGAACCCUGGAAUCGCGCUGGCGCAGAACGCCUCGGCCCGCGUCUACAAGGCGCUCGCGCCGACCCUCCGCGCGAUAUCCACGAUCGUCGACCCCGUCAAGGCGGCCGUGCAGCCGAAACAGGACCUGGUGACGUCGAUAAGCGAUGGCCCGACUAAGGCUUACUACGACGCCCAGCACGCCCUGUACGGCGCCGCAUUCGAUGCCGCCGCGCCCGUCGUGGAUGCCCUAAUCAGCCUGAGCACCAAGGCCGGCGCCGCACUCGCCAACCUGACAAUCCACCACGCCGCCGCGGCCUCCGACCUUGGCGCGGCCGCCAAGGCGCUCGGCGUGCCGGUAAAGUCGCUCGUCGCCGCGAACUUCACCGAGAGGGUCUCCCAGGCGCUGGUCGCGGGUGCGGCGGCCAUCAACAUCACGAGCCUCGACCUGGCCGAGGUUGCGGAUUCCAAUGAGGGGAAUUUCAAGCGCGGCGACCCCGUGUGGCCGCGGCCAAAGGACCUGAGCAACAAGGCGUCUGUGCUGCUGCUGCUCCUGCUGCUGCGACUGCUGCUGCUGCUACUGCUGCCGCGGCUGCACCUGCUGCUGCACCUGCUGCUGCACCUGCUGCUGCACCUGCUGCUGCACCUGCUGCUGCACCUGCUGCUGCACCUGCUGCCGCGGCUGCACCUGCUGCUGCACCUGCUGCCGCGGCUGCACCUGCUGCUGCACCUGCUGCUAGGGCUCAAGGUUUAA